GUUUAAACGUAGACCGCGGAGCAUAAGGACGUAAUGUUAGACGUUGCUAGCGAUUGUUUCUGCUUUUAAUCCGUCGGUCGGUGGCAGAAAAUAACCGUUGUUGUCUCAGUUUCGGCCGUAUGUCCCGGUUUGGUGUUAUCUGGUAUUAAAUGUGCAGUUUUGAGGACGUUUCAAACUGAAGCAAUGGCUAGGGAAAAUUAACGUAGCUUUUUGUGGCUAAUGCUAACAACAAAGAGCGGCGGCUCAUACAAUUUUGUCAGGUUUAUUUUCAUUAUUGUUUCAUUAGUUAUUAGCUUCGGCAACUCACUGAAGCUGCUGAUAAACACUGGGUUGUUUUUGUGGCUGCCAGCGCAGAUUAAUCUGAACUUUAAUUAACGGGUCAUUUAAAACCCGAACGGAUCCUGCCUCCCAGCUGACACAGCUCCGGGUUCUGGGUCAUAUUGGGUUGAAUCAGCUGUCAGUCUCGCGGGUGUUUUACACAACCGUAUGUUAAAUUUCCAGGGUCAGAUUUCUGUUUAUGUGAACUGAAUCCUCUGAAGGUCUAAAACGUUAAAAGUCAGUGAUGGCCGAGAUGAUGGAGUCCUGUUUCAGUGGUAUACCUAAAAGAGUGGGACCAGUGGAGGUGGAGGACAUCAAGAGAAAUCUGCUGGGUGACCUGGAUGCUCUGGUAGCACAGUCUCAGACGGAGAACCUGCAGGAGAACCUGCAGGUGUACCUGAGAGUUCGGCCUUUUACUACAGCUGAAAGCAACAGCGGAGCGUCGCAGGAUUGUGUGACCAUGGAUGGUUCUAACACUGUGGUCCUCAAGGCUCCCAGGAUCGGUCAGCCGAAUCGACAGGGCGACAAGUCUUUCCCCCAGACUGCACAGCGGUUCACCUUCACACAGGUGUUUGGUCCUGAGGCCAGUCAGAAGACCGUUUUUGAGGGUUCAGUUCGUGGUUUGGUCCAGGAUGUUUUGCAGGGAGGCAACUGUCUGGUGUUCACUUACGGAGUCACCAAUGCUGGAAAAACGUUCACCUUCCUCGGGCCAGACCACAACUCCGGGCUGCUGCCCAGGUCUCUGUCAGUCAUCUUUAACAGUAUGGAGGGCCGUUUGUACGGCCGCAGCGAUUUGAAGCCUCAGCGGUGCAGAGACUUCAGCAGACUUACCCCAGAUCAGCAGGCAGCAGAGAUCAGCAGCAAAAGGAACCUGCUCAGGCUACUGAAAGAGAACGAUAAGAGUCUGACGGCUGGAAAAUCAGCUUCAUUUGAAGGCUCCUCCAUCAGCAGCGAUGGCAGCAUGAACAGUGUCUCUGAGACAGAUUCGUUCUGUCUGGACUUUCCUUCAAAUGUUCGCUUCUCCGUUUGGGUCUCGUUCUGUGAGAUUUACAAUGAGAACAUCCACGACCUGCUGGAACAGGUUCCCAGCGGACAACACAAGAGAACCGUGCUGCGUCUAUCUCAGGACGUUAAAGGGAACUCCUUCAUCAAAGACCUGCGCUGGGUCCAGGUGAACAGUUCAGAGGAGGCAUACAAAGUGAUGAAGAUCGGGAAGAGGAACCAGAGUCUUUCUGCUACCAGACUAAACCAGCUGUCGAGCAGGAGCCACAGCAUCUUUUCCAUCAGGAUCCUCCGGAUCGACGACAGUGGAGUUCCCAGAGUCCACAGCAUAAGCGAGCUGGCUCUGUGCGACCUGGCCGGCUCAGAACGCUGUUCUCGAACCCACAAUACCGGAGAGAGGCUAAAGGAGGCGGGGAACAUAAAUGGCUCCCUGCUGACACUUGGGAAGUGCAUCAACGCCAUGAGGCUCAACCAGAACACCAAGUUCCAGCAUCACGUUCCCUUCAGGGAGUCCAAACUCACCCACUUCCUGCAGUUCUUUUUCUGUGGUUCCGGCCGAGUGUCCAUGGUGGUCAACAUCAACCAGAACUCCUCUUGUUUCGACGAGACGCUCAACGUCCUCAAGUUUUCUGCACUUGCUCAGAAGGUGGUGGUGGUGAACUCCCGGCCCGUUGUUCUAGAUGACAGCGCCUGCCACAAGUCGGCCAUGGAGCUGUCUCUCAUCAUCGACGAGGCCGACCAGCGCAGGAACAUGUUGAACCAGGGUAGGAGGAGCUCGCUUGUUGCCUGGGAGACAAGCCUGGAGGAUGUGCUGGAGGCUGAAGACAGUGAGGAGUGGAAGGAGGAGGAGGAGGAGGAUUUCAUGGAGGGAACAGUGCUGGAAGCUGGAGGUGAGGAGGAGGAUGGGGACCGGACCAUGGAAGAGGAGACGGAAAAGUUUGGUCAGGAGGCGGCGCUCCGUUUGGUUCUGGAGGCUCAGAUCAGAGAAGAAGUCAGUGCUGAGUUCAUGGAGCUGUUCAACAAGAUGGAGAAAGACUACAGCGAGCGUCUAGAGAAGGAGAAGGAGAUCCUUGAGGAGCGAGCUGAGAAGAGGGUGGAGAUCCUAAAGAAUCUCAUCAGUAAGACAGUCGACCUGUCUGUACCAGACGAUGACGACUGUAAGGAAGCAGCUCCUUUGGAAGGAAUCAUCAGCUUCAUUACUGAAGACCUGAGGAAGAUCAGAAACGACGCUCAGAGCAUCCAUCACUGUCUGACCGAACAGGCACACACUGCAGAGAUUGAGGCCCUGCGGUUAGAGAAGCUGCAGACACAUGACCAGCUGCAGGAUGCAAUGAAGAGUCUGGAGCAGCAGCAGCAAAGGUUAUCAAAGCUGUCAGAGAUCUGUGAGCAGAAAGAUGAUGUCAUCAGUAAACUUCAGGAAGCCUCGAGGAAUGCUACACGAGAUAGACCAACCACCUGCAGCUGUGGGAGGAGGACUGAAGGAGAUGACGACAAGGAACAGGAGAGCGGAAAGCGCCAACGAGGUGAAACAGAGGAGCAGGGAGGAGGAGCAGCCAAGAAGAGAGUGGUUCUGGAAGAGGAGAUAUGGAGGCUCCAGGAGGUGAACAACAAGAAAGAGGAGACCAUUUGUGAGCUGAGAGAGAGGGAGCAGCUCAGGAGGGAGCUGGAGGAGGAGGCAGAGGAGUUGAAGAGGAAGAACCUAGUACUGGAACAGAAAGUUCAGGAGCUGACAGAUCUGGACAACUGUCUGAACUGUGACUCUGUGCUUUCAUCCCUGGAGGGGGAGCAGAAGGAGACAGCCAGGCUACAGAAGGAGAACAAAGCUCUGGUGAAUGGCAUCUUCCAGCUGCAGACAGAGGUGACCACUCUGCAGACGCAGCUCAAACAGCAGACUGACACGUCUAACAGCCUAUCAAAGCAGGUGGACUUGGCCAAGUCCCGCAUCCAGUACCUGGAGAACCAAUCAAAGCAGGAGGAAGGGCAGAGCAGCAGCCUCAGUGUUCUCCAUGCUGCCAUGGAGGAGUUGAAGAAGAAGAGCCAAGUGGAGCAGCAGAAGUUUGUUCAGACGUCCCAACAGAUGAAAGAGCUUCAGAAAGAGAAGAGGCAGUUGGAGGAGCAGCUGGCUCACAGAAACAGCAGCUGUGUGGAGCUCAGGCAGGAGAUGGAAAACCAGAGAGCAGAAUUCAGCCAGCAGCUGCAGAACCUGAGGGUAGAGGUGGAGUCAGAGGGCAGAGCUCUGCAGCUGAGACUGGAGGAAGAGAGGAGGCACCAGCUAGAAGAGGAGGUGGCAGGACUGCAGCGGGUCAUGCUGGAGAAGGAGCAACUUCUGGCAGAGAGCCAACAGCACACAGAAACUCUGAGACGAGAGCUGCACUGUCUGAAGGAGAAACUGUACAGGACGGAGGAGGAUGAAGAGAAGGAAAAUCAGAGUGCGAGGAGGCCACAGGGGAAGAGAAAGGAUGUGAGGGAACCUCAUCUACACCGAGAUGCUCAGGACAGUUCCUCUCCUUCGAGGUCCAACACGGCUGACAGGAAGAAGCUCUCCAAGACUGUGAAGAGGAAAAGGAAGAGCAGCGAGGUGGAGGGUUUGGUGUUCAGUGAGAGCAAAAGGAACAGAGUUAAAGGGAGAGCUCGCAGCAACAAACUGGAGGACGGCAUGCUGCAGAAGAUCGAGGAGCUGCUCCAGAACUCUCAGUCUAUCCUUAACAGCAAAGCUGAUCCCGCCCCCUCCACCACAGUAAGCAGACCCCGGCGCCUACGGAAGAAGCUGUUUAAGCUGGAUGCCUCAUCUCCACUACUGGACUCCCCGCACACAAUGUUGGGCGGUGGCGAGGAGGACAAGGAGAGCGAUCACCUGAUCAUCAGAAGACAGCUGCGCUCCAACAGCUGCAGAAAGUGAUGGGUUCUGAUUCUUGGACUUUUUAUGUUUGAUGAAGAGCUCCGAGCGACACAGCUUAUCUCUGAGCCAUUCACAGUGAGAUGAUCUGAGAAGACAGAUUAAAGGUUCUUGGAUCUAAUGGCUGUAAAAAAAAAAAUCAGCACCACUGUUUAUAAAAUCAGUUGGACCAAAUGCUGUAAGAUGAUUCAGACUGAAGGAGGGUGAAGAGCUUUAAUCAUGGUGAUGUUGUGAUGAUUUUAGUCAUCAGAAACACCAGAACAUCCCCUUUACAUCCAGAGGACCCACUUCCUCCUCUGCCUCACGUUUCUGAGGUGGCUGAUGAGGUCAACAAACUCUGAGGUUCCCCACAAAAAGCUUGGACUGACAUUCCCUCUGAUUCCUGCUCUUCUCUCAUUAGAUGUCUAGUUUUUCCUCAGAUUCAAAGUCCGACUCGCCUCUUCCUCAGAACCAACUGUUCAGAAGUUUAUCAGGCAGAAACCGAAUAUCUGCUGAGGUGUGGGAAGAGCAAAAGGAUCAGGAAGUGUGAAUAUUUUCUAUUAGUUUUUGACUGAGGUCGGAAACCGUUUCUAAUCUCUGGGAAUGAAGCAUUACAUGAAUGUGAUGUGGUCGUUGUUAAAUCCUCUGAUUCACUGCAGGUUUCAUGUUGAUCUUUGAAUGUGGAACUACAGAAUAAAGUUUCUGAUUUUACAUGAAAGGGACUUCUGUUGGUGCAGAAUGAAAAUAAAAUGUAUUUCUAUUUUCAA
Molecule: messenger RNA, 4962 nt
Organism: Girardinichthys multiradiatus
Lineage: Eukaryota; Metazoa; Chordata; Actinopteri; Cyprinodontiformes; Goodeidae
Product: kinesin-like protein KIF20A
Exons: 31
Coding region: 563-4219 (1218 amino acids)
Biological process (GO): microtubule-based movement; mitotic spindle assembly
Cellular component (GO): spindle microtubule; nucleus
Molecular function (GO): microtubule binding; plus-end-directed microtubule motor activity; ATP binding
Source: RefSeq, a predicted model, not a curated record